AUGCGAGUUGAAGACAUAGUCCCCAUCAAUGAUUCUAUGCCUGAAGAACAGCUUAUGGCAAUCAUGAUCUUGAAAGAGAGUUUUGAUGAGAAAGUCAGGCUGGAAGAAGUUAAGGCUCUGCGUGAUGAGAAUUUGCCUGGCACUACUAUUGGGAUGAGCCUUACUUGUACAAGCAUUUACAGGAGAUGCAUAGCUGAAGAAGAUGUACAAGGAGUUCUUGAGCAAUGCCAUGGGUCUGCUUAUGGAGGGCACUUUGCCACAUUCAAAACCGCAACUAAGGUUUUGCAAUCUGGUUUAUGGUGGCCUACUUUGUUCAAGGAUGCAGCAAGUUACAUCGCCAAGUGUGAUCCAUGCCAAAGGAAAGGAGGGAUCACCAAGAGGGAUGAAAUGCCACUAAACCCAAUUCUAGAAGUUGAGAUCUUUGAUGUAUGGGGAAUAGACUUCAUGGGACCUUUCAAACCUCCUCAAACGGGCACAACUACAUUUUGGUUGCUGUGGACUAUGUGUCCAAAUGGAUUGAAGCCAUCCCCUGCCCAGCCUGUGAUGCUAAGGUUGUUAUCAAACUGUUCAGAACCAUCAUCUUUCCAAGAUAUGGCAUCCCAAGGGUUGUUAUUUCGGAUGGAGGUUCCCACUUUCAUCAACAAGGUGUUUGAGAAGUUGAUGAAGAGUAUGGAGUCAAGCACAAGGUUGCCACGCCCUAUCACCCUCAAACCAGUGGGCAAGUUGAAGUCUCCAACAGACAGAUUAAGGCUAUAUUGGAGAAGACUGUCUCCUUUCAAUUUGCUAUAUGGGAAGGAUUGCCACUUGCCUGUGGAGGUCGAAUACAAGGCUUUAUGGGCAGUAAAGAUGCUGAACUUUGACAUAAAGGCAGCACAAGAAAGGAGGGAAGGAAAGUGGCAACCAACUCGAGGCACAACUCGAUCGAGCCAAGAGCAAGCUCGAUCGAGCGACGUGAACCCGGCCGAGUGGAGCGUCCCUGGCGGCCGCCUGCCCUCUCCUGGCGUCCCUGGAAUUGUUGACUGUGUGUAUGCGAACUCGAUCGAGUCGGUCUACAGAAGACUUGGUCGAGCUAGACUUACAACGGGUAGAAAGAGGGUUCAGAGGUCACAGAGGGUACAAGAGGAACCUGAGGUGCUUGUUGCUGAUACAAUGGACGUACCAGAGGGGAAUGGAAACCCUUUGGGCAAUGGACUCGGUCGAGCUAGGCAAACUCGACCGAUUGGUCUAGGAGAUGCUCCAAACCGCCACCAACAGAGACAAGGGAUUGUUCCACCACCAGUGCAGAACCACAACUUUGAGAUCAAGCUGGGAAUGAUCAACCUUGUUCAGAACAAGAUGUUCCAUGGAUUGCCAAGUGAAGACCCCAUUGACCACCUUGAUGAGUUUGAUAGGCUUUGCGAUUUGACAAAGAUCAAUGGUGUCUCUGAAGAUGCCAUCAAGCUGAGACUCUUUCCUAUGUCUCUAGCUGACAAAGCUCACCAAUGGGAGAAGAGCUUGCCCCAUGGCACAAUCACCACUUGGGAUGAAUGCAAGAAGGCCUUUCUUGCUAAGUUUUUCUCCACCGGUCGCACAGCCAAGCUUAGGAGCGAGAUAUCGAGCUUCAUCCAGCGAAACAAUGAGACAUUCGCUGAGGCUUGGGAGAGGUAUAGGGAGAUGCUAGACACAGCUAGCAAUGGGAACUUCCUCAACCAAGAUGUAGAGAACAUUGCAAACUCCAAUGGAAGCUAUGGAGAAGAGUAUGAUCGCACCAAUCGGAGCUCGACCCACCACUCGAUCGAGUCAGACGAGAAAUUGAGAAAAGAUGUUAAGGCAUUGAAUGAGAAAGAUGGAACAGUCCAAGAAGGGGAGGAUACACAAUUUGCUGAGGUGUGUUACAUGAGCAAUGGGCAAGGAGGUUACAACAAAGGAUACUAUAAUUACAAGUCCAACCCUGCCAUGUCAUACCGAAACACUGAUGUUGCUAACCCUCAGGACCAGGUCUAUCCUCAACAACAAGCAGCUCGAUCGAGUCAAGCCCCACAACAUGGGUAUGGUCAAAAGAACAAUUACCAAGGACCCCAAGGGACUUUCCCUGGACAACAAAUGAAUACCACCUGGCUUUCCCCACCAACCACCCCAGCCUGCACCUACGCAAGAGAAUGA
Molecule: messenger RNA, 2142 nt
Organism: Microthlaspi erraticum
Lineage: Eukaryota; Viridiplantae; Streptophyta; Magnoliopsida; Brassicales; Brassicaceae
Source: the annotation of a GenBank genome assembly